AUGGUUGCCGUCCACCGAUUCAGUACAUUGGUCGGAAGUCCAAAAAUAUGUCGCCAUACAGAAGAUCGGAAAUUUGCUGCCGAGAAUUAUUUAAAUAAGGUAAAUAAAGGUAAAAAAACAUACGAUGAUCAUAUGAAAACUUCGUCUGUUGUGUAUCAAGUUGGAGAUUGUGUUGGUGUGCGAAUUGAUAAAGUUGAUAGAACCAAUACAGAUGCAAAAAUCCUACCAUGUAUCAUAUUGUCUAAAUUUAUGAAAAAUAAUUCAAGUAGCUUCCAAUUAGCUUGUGAAUUCGGAAAAGUCAGUUCGUCAUUUGAUAUUGAGAGUCUUAUCGAUUUGCGAACUGCAAUCGCUCGAUGA
Didymodactylos carnosus is the source of this 357-nucleotide messenger RNA. The record is from the annotation of a GenBank genome assembly. NCBI's taxonomy places the organism in Eukaryota, Metazoa, Rotifera, Eurotatoria, Philodinida, Philodinidae.